Molecule: messenger RNA, 4497 nt
Organism: Oncorhynchus nerka (sockeye salmon)
Lineage: Eukaryota; Metazoa; Chordata; Actinopteri; Salmoniformes; Salmonidae
Gene: parn
Product: poly(A)-specific ribonuclease (deadenylation nuclease)
Exons: 26
Coding region: 89-2497 (802 amino acids)
Biological process (GO): nuclear-transcribed mRNA poly(A) tail shortening
Cellular component (GO): cytoplasm; nucleus
Molecular function (GO): metal ion binding; RNA binding; poly(A)-specific ribonuclease activity
Source: RefSeq, a predicted model, not a curated record
UCACUACGCCGGAAGUGUUGGAAAGAUUAAAAUCCUCUUGAGUGACAGCAGCGGUUUGGUACAUUGUAUUUUUUGUCUUUCUGUAGGGAUGGAGGUGACACGAACAAAUUUCAAAGACAGUUUAAGCACUGUGUAUAGCGCAAUAGAGGAAGCAGACUUUCUCGCAAUCGAUGGGGAAUUUUCAGGUAUUAGCGAUGGGCCCAACGUCAGCGCACUGACUAACGGGUUGGACACGCCAGAGGAGCGCUACAUGAAGCUAAAAAAGCAUUCCAUGGACUUCUUGCUGUUUCAGUUUGGACUGUGUUCCUUCACAUAUGACCAGGCAGAGUCCAAGUAUGUCAUCAAGACUUUUAAUUUUUAUAUAUUCCCAAAGCCGUUCAACAGAACCUCCCCAGACACCAAGUUCAUCUGCCAGAGUUCCAGCAUAGACUUCCUGGCCAGUCAGGGUUUUGACUUCAACAAAGUGUUCCGUCACGGGAUCCCGUACCUGAACCAGGAAGAGGAAGUGCAGCUGCGGGAGCAGUAUGAGGAGAGGCGGAGUCAGAGUAACGGAUCAGGAAACCCCUCCUACAUCUCCCCCAACCCAAACAAAGGCCCCGGCAGCGUCCCCGAGGAGCACAGGGAGUACAUCGGACGGGUGGUAGAGAAGGUGGAAUCUCUGUAUACUACCUCAGAGAAGACUGUGGACCUGGAGCCCUGCACUGGGUUUCAGAGGAAGCUGAUCUACCAGACUCUCAACUCCAAGUUCCCAAAGGGUCUUCAUGUCGAGACCUUGGAGACAGAGAAGAAAGAGCGAUACAUCCAGAUCAGCAAGGUGGACGACGAGGAGAGGAAGAGGAGGGAACGGCAGAAACAGGAGAGAGAACAGGAGGAGCUGAAUGACGCUGUGGGAUUCUCCAGGGUCAUACACGCCAUCUCCAAAUCUGGAAAGUUGGUGGUUGGCCACAACAUGCUGCUGGACGUCAUGCACACCAUCCAUCAGUUCUACUGCCUACUGCCAGAGGACCUGAAUGACUUUAAAGAAGUCACUCAGUGUGUCUUCCCCAGGCUGUUGGACACCAAGCUCAUGGCCACUACGCAACCUUUCAAGGAGUUGAUCAACAUCACGUCUCUAGCAGAGCUGCAGAAACAGCUGAAAGAGAGCCCCUUCAAAUCUCCUAAAGUUGUGACGGCGGAGGGGUUCCCCAGCUACGAUACAGCCCAGGAACAGCUCCACGAGGCGGGCUACGAUGCCUUCAUCACUGGUCUCUGCUUCAUCUCCAUGGCCAACUACCUAGGUACUUUCCUGACUCCCCCCAGAGCCCACAUCCCAUCCCAAUCGAAACUCAUCCAACCCUUCGUCAACAAACUGUUCCUGAUGAGGAUCAUAGAUAUUCCCUACCUCAACAUCAGCGGACCAGACCUCCAGCCCAAGAGGGAUCAUGUUCUGUCCCCUUCCCUGCCCCCAGUGACCUCCCCAGCUGUUCAGUGCCCCCCUAAGACCCACCACAUAAUGAUGAUCUAUCACUACCGCCUGUCCAGGUCACUCCCCCUGGCCCCACUUCCCCUGGGCCAGGUCACUCCCCUGGGCCAGGUCACUGUUUGGGCCAGGUCACUUCCCUGCCUGGGCCAGGUCACUACCAACUGGGCCAGGUCCUACCGCCUGGGCCAGGCCACUCAACUGCAGUCACUGCCGCCUGGGCCAGGUCAGGCCUCACUACCGCCUGGGCCGGGUCACUACCGCCUGGGCCAGGUCACUACCGCCUGGGCCAGGCCACUACCGCCUGACUACCGCCUGGGCCAGUGUCUUCCUGCAUGUCUCCUAGGUAACAUCCAGGUGUCGUGGAUUGAUGACACGUCAGCGUUUGUAUCUCUGAGUCAGACGGACCAGGUUCAGAUCGCGAUGAACACCAGUCGCUAUGCGGAGAGCUACCGUAUCCAGACGUAUGCAGAGUAUGUCCAGGGCAGGCAGCAGGUCAGGGAGAGCCAGGGCCAUUCUACCCAGUCCUGGGAUGAGGACGGCUGGGUUAAACCGCACUACACCUCCCCCUCUACAGUUGGUGCUGGUCCUACUGGCUACAGCUACGGUCACAACAGGCCGUCGUUGGGGAAACGCUGCGUCAGUCCGAUCCAGGAGGAGCAGCCUACGGAGGGAGAGGCUCAGAGACACGCUGACGGGUGGAGUGGCUACACGCACUCUCACACACACUCCGACACGGGCAGCAAGAAGAUCAGGACCGACGGGGUGUGUGUACGGACGUAUGCAGGAGUAGUGGACAGUAGGACGUCAGAAGGCUGGCUGAAAACUCAGUCUGAGUCUGAUUCGUCGAGCAUGAGUCCGAUCCAGGAAGAGGCGGGGUCGGAGGCGGUAGACGACGCUAGUGAUCCGGCGGCGGGCGAAUGGCAACAGCAGCCUUCAACCAAUCAGAGCAAGAAGAGCCGCAAGAACAACAGGAUGAGGAAGACUGAUGGUGCAGAGACGACGUCUUCUCUGUUCGACGUACCUCAGGUCUGGUAGCGAUGGAACCCGAGCUCCUGGCUCCUUACCACCUGGGUUCCUACUUCCUACCCCUGGCCACUUGACUCCUACCCCCUAGGACCGGGUUUGGAACGAUGCCUGAAGUUUCAACCAGCUGCACUUAUCUGACUGGCUGAGAGAAACGAAGCCAUAAAUCAUGAUAGGAGUCCUCAGCAUGUGGUAUAGCAGGAUAUUCUUUAGGAAAGAAAAAACGGUCCCAAAUGGCACCCUAAUCCGUAUAUAGUACACUACUUUUAACUACGGCCAAUAGAGCUCUGGUUCAAACUAGUGCACUAUGGAUUGUUGUGUCCCAAAUAUUUUUUUCACUGCUUUUUUUGUUGUUGCUCGCACUGUUUUUCAUUUCUGAUUGAUUGAUAAAUCCCCUGUAUCGUGAUGGAUUAGGUAGUUACCACUCUGCAUGUUGUGGCGCUACUGACAGCUGUUCAAUACAGAGAGGGAGAACUCACACCCAGGCUCUACCAACCCACCAGGCUCUGAAAUGGCAGCCUGAUCUCUGUUCCACUACUAUUAACCAGGGUCUAUAGUGCUCUGGUCAAAACUAGUGCUCUAUAUAGGGGAAUGGGGGCCAUUUGGUUCACAGCCUGAUCUCUGUUCCACUACUCUUAACCAGGGUCUAUAGUGCUCUGGUCAAAACUAGUGCUCUAUAUAGUGGAAUGGGGGCCAUUUGGUUCACAGCCUGAUUUCUGUUGCACUACUCUUAACCAGGGUCUAUAGCGCUCUGGUCAAAACUAGUGCUCUAUAUAGGGGAAUGGGGGCCAUUUGGUUCACAGCCUGAUCUCUGUUCCACUACUCUUAACCAGGGUCUAUAGCGCUCUGGUCAAAACUAGUGCUCUAUAUAGGGGAAUGGGGGCCAUUUGGUUCAUAGCCUGAUCUCUGUUCCACUACUCUUAACCAGGGUCUAUAGCGCUCUGGUCAAAACUAGUGCUCUAUAUAGGGGAAUGGGGGCCAUUUGGUUCAUAGCCUGAUUUCUGUUCCACUACUCUUAACCAGGGUCUAUAGCGCUCUGGUCAAAACUAGUGCUCUAUAUAGGGGAAUGGGGGCCAUUUGGUUCACAGCCUGGGUCUGUGUUCCAUGAGGAUCAACGUUAUAGUUUAUUCAUCUAGAAAUAUCACUAUCUAGAUUUGAUGCGCUUCUUUGUUCUAUAGAAGAGGGAAUUGUGUCAUGGUGUGGUGUGUAUUUUCUACGUUGUAUCAUCCUGAACACCAGGCCAGGCUCGUUGUUCCACGACCUCAUAGUUACUGUCACCGAGUCUGAAAUCUUUCCCCUCACUGUGUCUGUUACCGGUGCCAAACCGGUUUAGUUUUAACCGUAAAAAAUGUUGCCUCCGUGUCCCGUUCAUCGUGAACCAUCAUUAAGUGUCUCUUAAACCCACCCCCCCAUUGCCUCUUGACUGAUUCUAGUGUAACACUGUCCUGGUGCUGUAGUAGGAUUUUAAAUGUAGUUUAAAUCACUUCCUUUUUAAAAAAAUAUGUAUAAAGUUAAAGCCCCUCCCCUCUAAUUUUAUAGAUCCUGCUAGAACCUUCUCUAAUGGUGUGUCCUAAAUGGCUCCCUGUGUAGUGCAGUGUACUAGGGAAUAGGGCCCUGUGUAGUGCAGUGUACUAGAAAGGGAAUAGGGCCCUGUGUAGUGCAGUGUACUAGGGAAUAGGGCCCUGUGUAGUGCAGUGUACUAGGGAGUAGGAAGCCAUUUUGUGAAACAAGAGGUGUGUUUUUUGGCGUGGUUGGUCUUUUCCCUACAACAGACAGUCUAGUGGCAUUAUUACUUUUGUAUGGACAACUUUUUUGUUGUUGUGGCGUUUAAAUGUCUUUAUUUUUGCGGUCUUUACUUUCCCCUCGUUGUAAUGUCCUCCCUUGCAACUGUGUCAAAUAUUGUAUCAAUGCAAAACGUGUCAACGUUAAAGAAUACGCUGUUUUUGUAUGAAAAAUGUCGAAACAAAUAUUUCCUUAUGAACAGGAACAAUUAAAGAACGUUUUCUUAGUAA